Vicia faba (fava bean) is the source of this 333-nucleotide messenger RNA. The record is from the annotation of a GenBank genome assembly. NCBI's taxonomy places the organism in Eukaryota, Viridiplantae, Streptophyta, Magnoliopsida, Fabales, Fabaceae.
AUGCAGAAAGAAAAUAAGAUAGCAAUGUUUACCUACCGGAGAGAAGUCCGGCACUUCCUCGAUACGAUUCCUAUGUUAAGAAAUCCGACGGAAGUUUCGCGAGCAAAAAUUAGGGCAUUGUUAUAUCAGAGCUACAAGGAGAUGGCGUCUUGGAGCAAAAUUCAUCAAGCAUUUUUUGGAUUUAUUUGGCACGGUUUUGACAAUUGUAUGCAGAGCUGGUUUGGUCUAACUGCCAUCUUGGUUUUGAAACUUGAAAGAAAACAUGGAAUUUGGUUGAAGCAUUCGAAGGCAAGGCAUGAUGAAAGUUACUUGGAGAAAAUGAAGAAAUCUUAG